AUGCAGAUCAUCGGUCUGGUCCCAGACAAAGAAUGGCUGAACCACACCAACAACCUGGAACAGACACCUUUGCACCUGGCGGUGCUCACCAGGCAGGUUUCCAUAGUCCGAAGACUUUUGUGUGCGGGUGCUUCGGCAGAUGUGCGGGACCUGAAUGGAAACACACCGCUACAUAAUGCCUGCAGGCUGGGUUAUGAGGAUGUUGUACUGACACUGUUGAGACCUGUAGAGCACAAGGAGACCUUGCAAAAUCAAUACAAUGUCCCAUACCAGAGGCACAGUGUUCAAAUGGGUUUGCUUGUUCUAUUUUCAGGGUUGACCUGUCUUCACCUGGCAGCCAUAGGUGGCUAUAUUAACAUAAUGCAGCUGUUAUUGAACGGGAAAGCCAACAUCAAUGCAACCGAGGGGAAAAAUGGUCGAACAGUUCUUCAUUUCGCCGCAGACUGGGGAAACACCACAAUGGUGAAAUUUCUGCUGUCACAAAGGAAUAUCAACCUGAAUGUAAGGACAUAUGCAGGACUGACACCCAUGCUUUUGGCUGUGGGGCGGAGAAACUCUGAAAUUGUCAGUGAAUUACUCAACAGCGGUGCAGCGUAUGAAACUUUCUCACUAAACGAUGAUUCUGAGGAUGAUGAUGACUGUGAUGACAGAUUGGUAAGCAUUAUUUUUGUUUCCUUUUUCUUUUAA
Messenger RNA from Candidula unifasciata, 687 nucleotides. NCBI's taxonomy places the organism in Eukaryota, Metazoa, Mollusca, Gastropoda, Stylommatophora, Geomitridae. The record is from the annotation of a GenBank genome assembly.